Myxozyma melibiosi is the source of this 1387-nucleotide messenger RNA. RefSeq names its product actin family. Bases 52 to 1296 code for a protein of 414 amino acids. Gene Ontology annotation, cellular component: SWI/SNF complex; NuA4 histone acetyltransferase complex. The transcript is spliced from 5 exons. NCBI's taxonomy places the organism in Eukaryota, Fungi, Ascomycota, Lipomycetes, Lipomycetales, Lipomycetaceae. The record is from RefSeq and is a predicted model, not a curated record. Gene Ontology annotation, biological process: chromatin remodeling; regulation of transcription by RNA polymerase II. Gene Ontology annotation, molecular function: chromatin binding.
GCCCCCUUGACGAAGACAGCGACCGAUACAAAUCAUCGGACAUCAACAGCUAUGGCAAACGCAGCUCCACAGCCUGUAUAUGGAGGGGACGAGAUAUCAGCUCUGGUGAUUGAUCCAGGCAGCUCCUGGACCCGCGUCGGUUUCGCGGGCGAGGACUCACCAAAGGCCGUGGUUCCUACAUUCUACGGAAAAGCAGGCGACGAUGUGUAUGUUGGAGACAAUGAGCUUCAUAGCUCGCGACCUGGGAUGGACGUCUUCAGCCCGAUGAGUGACGGAUGUGUGACGGAUUGGGAUAUGACGGUGAAGAUCUGGGACUAUGCGUUAUCGAAGCGACUGUAUACCGAUCCUAAAGAACACCCAUUGCUGAUCACGGAACCGUCCUGGAACCCACAAAAGAACAGAGAGAAGACGGCUGAAGUCGCGUUCGAGGAGCUAGGCGUUCCUGCUUUCUACUUGGCUAAAGAGGCAGUUUGCUCAGCAUUUGCUUGUGGAAAGCCGACAGCUCUUGUCGUCGACAUUGGCAGUGCGGUUGCCUCGGUUACUCCCGUCAUUGAUGGCUUGGUUUUGAAGAAAGCCACUUUCCACACCAACUUCGCCGGCGACUAUGUCAACAGCCAUCUGACUGCACUCUUCAAGUCAAAGAACAUCUCUCUAACCCCUCACUUUAUGAUCUCCAAGAAGUUGCCAGUUGAGCCCGGUCAGCCAGCGCAAGCUACUCUGAAGACUUUUGAAGGGUUGGCCGAUAGCUACAUUGAGUUUGAGCGUGGAAGGAUUCUGAGUGAGUUCAAGGAGAGCGUGAGUCAGGUUUUGGAUAUGCCGUACAGCGAAGUGGUUGCGAAUGCCAGACCAUCAAGACCGUUUGAGUUUCCUGAUGGGUAUAACCUGAACUUUGGAGGCGAGCGAUUUGCUACUACUGAGCCACUCUUCCAACCACAGCAGUUUUCUCUGCCUGAUUCCUCGGUCGAUAGUAAUUCGCAGGGUCUUUCCGAGCUCAUCAAUAGCAGUAUUUCGGCCUGUGAUGUCGAUGCGCGGGCUAACUUGGUCAACAAUGUGGUCCUGAUUGGUGGUACUAGUUUGCUUACUGGAUGCACCGAGCGUAUUAAUGUGGAGAUGACGCAGGCAUUCCCUGGCAUGAAGAUCAGAAUACAAGCACCGGGAAAUUCGUCGGAGAGGAAGUAUGCGGGAUGGAUUGGAGGCAGUAUCUUGGCCAGUCUGGGGACGUUCCACCAGAUGUGGAUUGGCAAAAAGGAGUACGAGGAAGUGGGUGCCUCGAUCGUCGAGAAGAGAUGCAAGUAGAGUACAGAAUCUGCAUAUACUAGAAUCUGUUGUACGAUAGUUGGUUCUUUUGAGUGAUUGUGUUGUUUGAUAAUACAAUGUAGAAUAUCUA